This is a messenger RNA of Lates calcarifer (barramundi perch), 2833 nucleotides long. RefSeq names its product microtubule-associated protein 9 (gene map9). NCBI's taxonomy places the organism in Eukaryota, Metazoa, Chordata, Actinopteri, Centropomidae. Gene Ontology annotation, cellular component: astral microtubule. Gene Ontology annotation, biological process: mitotic spindle assembly; regulation of mitotic cytokinesis; mitotic cytokinesis. The record is from RefSeq and is a predicted model, not a curated record. Gene Ontology annotation, molecular function: microtubule binding.
CAUGUGCGCUGUUGAAGCGGGUUUCCCUGGGUUACCAUCAACAAGUCCGUUAGCUCACUGUAGCUAUCAGUGUGCUUUAUAUUGUUAUUUAUAUAGCUGUACUGGUAUGUAAUGAACCAAACAACAAACAUGUGGCAGUCAGACUUUGCACAAUGGUAAUUUAGCCAUAAUGGUAGCACAGAAGGCGCAGCAGCUAUCUGCUUGUUAGAUUGAAUUUAACGAACAGUAGCUAGCAUGCUAAGGUCAGUAAACGCAACCAGAGGAACGUUUUCGUAGCUUUCAUGAUGACAAACCAGGACUUCAGGACACUGGCUUACACGAAAAGCCCGAAAACAUCGAAAAGAACAACAUUUCAGGAUGAACUUCAGGCUGCUGUCUCUGCCAGGGCAAGCAAACCAAAAACAGACCGCUACUCCUACUCUGAUGACUUCAAUGAGGAUGAAGAUGAUUUUUUGAAUAAACUCAAAUCAAGAACAAAGAAGAGUGGUGCAUUCAAGAAGAAUAAAGCCAAAAUCAACAACUUUGAGCUUUCAGACGACGAAGGCAAACAUGAGAGGAAAAAGAAAGUUUCAUUCCUGAAAUCCCAAAGAAUCAGCUCUCCCUCAGAAGACACAGUGGCACCAGAGUCACGUGAAAACGAGCCACCGGACUCCUCCGUCGGUGAACACAAUGAUUCGUUUUCCUCCCAGCACUCCACACAUGUUGGUGAAGAUGACACAGAGUUUACAAACAGUGGCUGGAGUCCUGUUGAUCCCCAAAUCGCAAGAGAGAGCUCGAGUAAAUCUCUCUCAUACCAAACCUCAGACGAUACUCUUCGGGACAUGUCUUUGCCGUUACCAUCUGAUGGCAGUGUGGCGGAAACUCCAGGUCCUGAGGAGAAGGGCGACCUUGCUCUUGAAGAAAGGUCCCAGACUCCACAUCCAUCAGAAUCAGACCUCAGACAUGAGCCUUCAGCCGGGAGCCACCCAGACCCAAACCGAAGACAACGGACUCUGGGACUGAGCCCUCUCACCGCAGAGAAGCCACCUGAAGAAACUGAAGCUCAGGAUCUCAGCAGGCCCCAGACUUCCUCUGCAUCCAUUCCCCUCUCCACUGACACAUCCAGCAACACUGCUUGGACAGAGGGGGACCACACUGGCCUCAGCGAAUCCUUUUCAAACAAGAGUGAACAUGACUCUCAGCUCUUCACCAAGUCCACAAUUGAUUCUGGAUCCAGAGAUGACUUUAUUUCCGAUGACAGCAAAGAACAGGGAACAAAGUACUCUACAUCAUUUGAAGAAUUACAUGAAGACGCAGGAGAUCACUCAGAUCAUUCUGUUGCUCAACUCUCUCACACACAGGAAAAGUCAUUUGACACCAGGACUUCAAGUUCUCACUCAAAGACCACUCAGAGAUCUCAGAGUGCAUGCUCCAGGAAAGUGGAAUCAAAGUAUCUGGGAACUCUAAGAGUUCUGGACCGUAAAGUGUCACUGCAGGAGUCUGAACCACAAGCAGCAGAUUCGCUCAGAGCUGCCAUCUAUCAGGAAUGGCUUAAAAAGAAAAAGGAAAAGUCAAGACAGAAGAUGCUACUAAAGGAGAAAGAGGAAAUGCUCAAAGAAAAAAAGAAAAAGGAAGAAGAAGUUAAAAAGCAAGAUGCUGUUGCAUCAUAUGAGGCUUGGAAAGAAAGGAAAGCAGAAAUUCUCAAAGCAAAAGCCAAAGAAAAGCAAGAUAUGAUCAGAAAAGAGCAGACAGCGAAUGAAGAGAAAGAAGAAAAGAGGCAGUCUGCCAAACAGGUGUUUGAAAAAUGGAAAGAAGAGCAUGAUCAUCUACUCAAAGAGAAGUACAGAAAACAGAAAGAAGCUGAAAAUAAACUGAAGCUUAAAAAGCAAGAAAAGGAAGAAGAAAGAAAGAGAGAAAGCAGAUCUGCUUUUUCUGACUGGUGUGAAAAGAAGCAAGAUGUUCUCCAUGAAAAAGCCACAACGAAGCGCAAAGAAAUCAAAAGUAAAGAAGAGGAGGAACGAUACAUGAAAGAGGAGAGAGACAAAAUGGCUUUAGAGGUGUAUGAAAACUGGCUGACAAGAAAAGAUCUAGAACAGAGGAGAAGGAGAGAAGAAAGACAAAUAAAAGAGAUUUUGUCUCAAGACAGUCCACCUCCACCAUGGAGCCCUCCUAAUAAAACUAUACCAUUUCGGAAAUAACAUUUGAAAUGUAACAUAACACCCCUUUAAUAUCUGUGGGUGCUGUGUUACAUUUUGAGUUAUCAGUUUUGUAAUGUAAGUAUGUUUUUAGGUGAAAUGAAAUGAGAUGAAAUGUUUUGUAAAUGUGAGAGGGUGACAUGUUGAUAUAAAAUAUUGACCCUUAGUAUACAUCAGAAUGCAAAGCAGCAAUAAGAAAAUAUUGAUGUAAAAGUUUUAUAUAAUCAGUCCACUAAUUUCUCUGCUAAUUAUUAUUAUGGAACUGCCAUUGACCUCCAUGUAAAAUUUAUUUUUGUCUUCAGUUUACAAGUGGUUCCACACUAUUAUACCAUUUUUGAAACAGAUCUGUUUAACACUCAGUGCUUAUUAUGUUAAACUAUUACUACUAUACUAUUUAAUUUGUUUAUUUAAUAUGUGGAAUUAUUUGUGGUCAUCUCUUCAUGUCACCUUUUUAUAUUUCUAGUCAUUUUCACAGCUUUUUUUUUUCCUAUCAUCCAUUUUAGAGCAUUUUGAAUUUACAACCUAAACAGAAUGAAUUUUAACUGUUACAAUGAAUGACUGCUGUUAAGGCAUUUGUUUAUGGCCUGUUGUUAGGUCUGCUCCUACUCUAUUAUCCAAUAAAAAACUCUCCCUCAAAGCUGAGACAUGUUCACACCCAA